AUGAACAAGUGUAGCCUAGCUUUAUAAACAUCAAUGCUUUUUGAUGAAUAAGAAGGUUACCAAAUAAUUCAUAUUAGACUUCUAAGCUCAUGAUUGCAAUGGAUUAGGGCCAUGGUUUAAAAUGAAAGAAAAGAAACAAUUGGUUGCUCCCUUACUACCUAUACGAGUUCCUUAAGUUAGAAUAAAAAGUUAAUAAUUAUAAAAACGGGUUCAACAAAUAAAAACGGAAAGGUAUAACACUGAAAGAGCCAUGCAAGUGAAUGAGGAUCCCUUUCGCAAUAAUAAAAUUAAAUAAAAUUAAGAAUACAUUGAUUCUUCUCCAGUUGAAUAAAUAAUUAAGAAGCAUUUUUCUAAUAAAUAGACUGUAUUUUUUCCAAAAAGCUAACAAAGUUCAUUUGUAUAGAAGUCAGAUAGAUCAAAUAGAUAAAUAAGAGUUAAGAAACUCAAGAUUUAUCAUUCUGAUAUACCUUUGCUUAACUAAUAUAAUUAUUUUUCCAGAUUAUUAUGA
This is a messenger RNA of Paramecium pentaurelia, 508 nucleotides long. NCBI's taxonomy places the organism in Eukaryota, Ciliophora, Oligohymenophorea, Peniculida, Parameciidae. The record is from the annotation of a GenBank genome assembly.